AGCAGCAGCAGCAGCCCCGCCCCGGGCACCGCUCGGCAUUCCAGCGGCGGCGGCGCGCCCCCCCCCCCCCCGACAGCGACUCUCAGCCCGGCGGCCGACGGACCAGCGAGCCCAACUUGCGCCCCGGGGAGGAGGCGCCGGCGAUCGGGACACCGGCCGGCCGGCCGGCUGGCUGGCUGCUGUCCCGCUUGACCAGUGCCGGGAGGAGCGGGAGUGGAGGUGCCGGCGCGGGCAUGUUGCCCGGCAGCGCCGAGAUCCGCGCCGGGGACCAGCUCACGGCGGCUGCCGCCCGGGGAGACAUCGCGGAGGUGCGGCGGCUGCUGCAGGAGGAGCUGGUGCACCCCGACUCGCACAACCGCUUCGGCAAGACCGCGCUGCAGGUCAUGAUGUUCGGUAACAUCUUCGUGGCACAGGAGCUGUUGAAGCAAGGUGCUAACCCUAACAUCCAAGAUGAGUCGGGCACGGCGCCUGCCCACGAUGCUGCCCGCACUGGCUUCCUUGACACGCUGAAAAUCUUGGUGGAGCAUGGCGCUGAUGUCAACGUCCCAGACGCCUCUGGCUCGCUGCCGCUCCACGUGGCUGUUUGGGAAGGCCACAAGGACGUGGUCUGCUUCCUUGCACCUCAAUCCAAGCUGCAGCACCAGGACUCUGAAGGGCGCACACCACUGGAGCUAGCGCAGCAGCUUGGGCUUUCAGACAUCCAGGGCAUUCUGGAGCAGUAUCUCUCUGUCCCAGCUUAAUCCAAAGAGGGGGUCGCCUUGCCUGGGCUCAAAGGGAGCAGGAUCAGUUCUGAGACAGAUCCUUUCUGUAUACUUAGCCCCCUCCCCCAAUCCCCGGAGAUUCUCCCUUUCUUGCCAGGGCCCUGGAACAAAGGCAGCUCCUCCUGCCCUACCUCAGAGUGUGAGUUUAAUUGACUUUUGCUGUUGUUUCUAUUUAUAUGUAUUUUAUGAGUUCUCUUCUUUGCUUCUGCUCUCCGGUUUCUCCCAAUCCUGCCAGUUCACUAGGAGCCAGAAGGCCUUUGUGGUGGAGCACUCCUGCUUGUACCAUCCUAAACUCAGCUUUGGUUUAUUUCUCCUUGUUUGGGGAAGGUCCCAACCACUGGUAUAAACAUCUCCUAAAGAGCAUUCGGGUGGGACAGGGUCUCUCUAACGCAAAGAGCAUCCAUUGCGAGGCUGGGGCCUUCGCUCCCCUCCUGCUUUGCACAAGGAAUCUGGUCCCUUGUGGGGAACACUUGGCAUUUUGCCUAAGGGCAAAAUGUUCCCCUUUGUGCACCAGGCAGGGAUGUCAAGGCUAACCCUGAAAUGAAGACUUUGCCAUGACGUAUUCCUAUAUCUGUGGGCUGAAUGUUUGGCCCUGGUUCCCUUGUGGAAUAUGGGAUCCAAAAUCAGUAAUGUCUAACUGCAUAGGAUUCUGCGCCUAUUAAGAACCUCAUCUACCCUCUCCCUAGUUUCUGUAUGAUCUUCUCAAGGGAUCUUGCGAUCCUUAAGCCAUUUCCACCUUGGCCUUUUGGUAGUUAUCCCUGCCGUUCACACACAUAUUCAAAGUGUGCGUAGUCUGUUGGCUUUGACUAAAAUGUUUUCAGGCUUGUUUUGGCAGCUUGUUCCCUAUAAUGAAUUUGUGGAUCUGAGCUGUGUAUAUAGUAGAUUUUAAAGGAGGGGGAAAUUUAUUCUAUUUAUUGUGAUUUGCAAGGGUUUGUUUUACAGAAUGAUUAAUUUAAUUAUUAAAAACAUUAAAUAUA
Molecule: messenger RNA, 1738 nt
Organism: Elgaria multicarinata webbii
Lineage: Eukaryota; Metazoa; Chordata; Lepidosauria; Squamata; Anguidae
Gene: CDKN2D
Product: cyclin dependent kinase inhibitor 2D
Exons: 3
Coding region: 234-740 (168 amino acids)
Cellular component (GO): nucleus
Molecular function (GO): protein binding
Source: RefSeq, a predicted model, not a curated record